AAAAAAAGAGGAGAAUGUCAUCUCACGAAAAGCGUCAAGAGAGUGUAAAUGAAAAACAGACGGAGAUUCCGAGCGUAUUUUAAAAACAAAACUAGUGCGCCAAAACAAAGAUUAUUAUUUAAAAGAUAGUGCCUCGACUUCGACGAAAAAGGUGGAUAUAUAAAAGCUAAAAUGUCUGAUACAGACACUAUAACACGCUGUAAUUGUUGUAAUGAAGUCAUGGACGAGCUGCUAACAAUGCGACAAUGCUUUGAGAAGUUAUUUCAUCGAUUAAGAAAAGAAAUUGUAGGCCUUAGACGUGAGGUUAUCGAAGCUUUGGAAAGCAAAUGGGAGCCAAAAGUAAUUCCAUCUUCUUCGGAAUCAUCAAAAGUGGUAAAACAUUCCUCUGAUCGACAAGCUACAGAUGGUCACGAGACGAUACAUGAGAUUGAGUUAAACAAUAGUGGCACAGAUAAUGAAAGCGUAAAAUCAAAGAAAGUUAAAAAAUCAGGUACUUCCAAGCCAGAAACUAAUCAAUGCCAAAAGGAAAGUGUAGGGCCGAAUGUGUCAUAUAGUGUGGCCAACCCACGACCAGUUUUAGAUUUUUUCAGCAUACAAGCGCGAGUUCUGCCCACACAACCAUUUAGAGAAGCGCAGCAAUUUGAAGAUUGGAAUAUACUUCUGCGAAACGAUGAGGAUCAGCGUGACCAAUUGCGCGUGGAGCUAAUGCAAGGAAGCUGCAAAGAACCAGAAAAGUAUAUCCUUCAAACUUGGCGUAAUAUUUUUCACAAUGAUGCUGCUCACCAUUAUUCAUACAGGGGAACUGGACGGGACAAACGUGCAAUAAAGGAUUAUAUAUUUACGGACAUUUUUAAAGAGAUCUUCCUACAACGCUUUUAUCACAUGGAUACAGAAUUUUUCAUAGACCGAACAAUGCGCUACUUUAAAUAUGUACGCGACCAAAGGCGAAAAGCGGCAAUAAGGCAAAGAAAACUUCAAGAAAAGGAUGCAGAAAUAGUGAGCGAAGCUCUACAAGACUCGAUGGAUGACCAAUAAAAAAAUUGUAUGCUUAUACAUAUUAUGAAAAGCUUGCCAUAGUUAAAAAAAAACCAAUUUGAUUUUAAACAUUAAUAUACAUACCUGAUUUUAAUUGAUAUUAUAUAGUUUUUACAAUCUGUUUUUGUAUGUCAAAUAAUGCAUAUAUAUAAUAAAUCUUGCAGUCUAGUAUU
Molecule: messenger RNA, 1208 nt
Organism: Rhagoletis pomonella (apple maggot)
Lineage: Eukaryota; Metazoa; Arthropoda; Insecta; Diptera; Tephritidae
Exons: 4
Coding region: 172-1035 (287 amino acids)
Source: RefSeq, a predicted model, not a curated record